AUGCACGUAGCCCUCAUCAACACCUGGGGUUCACCCCCAACCUACACAACCGUCCCGGACCUCCCAGAACCAUCCUCAACACAAAUUCGCCUCCGCGUCCUCGCAACAGGCGUCCACCGCCUCGUCCUCUCCCGCGCUUCGGGAAAACACUACACGGCAUCCACGCUCCCGCACCUCCCCGGCGCAGACGGCGUAGGCGAGGACCCAACCACCGGCCAGCGCUACUUCUUCGCCGCCCUCGCGACGGGCACCUUUGCGGAAUUCGUCAAUGUCGAGCGAGCUGCGGUUGCACCACUUCCGGAAGGCGCAGACGCGGCCGUGGUCGCUGCUUUCAUGAACCCCGUCAUGAGCAGCUGGAUGGCCCUGUCUGCGCGCGCGGCGCCGCAGGAGAAGGGGUUCACUGUCGCGAUUUUGGGAGUGACGAGUGCGAGUGGACGAGUAGCUGUUGAUGUUGCUCGUGCCAAGGGCGCGGGAAGGAUUAUUGGUAUUGCGAGGAAUGCUGCUGCUAUGGAGGAGAUUCCGAUUGAUGAGCGCAUCGUUCUCAAUGGUGGAGAGACAGACUGGUCGAAGUUGGGCGAGGUGGAUGCUGUGUUGGAUUAUGUCUACGGCGCCCCAGUCGUGGAGCUCCUCAAGGCCUUGCCCAAGUCGGAGAAGGAGGUGCAGUAUGUUCACAUUGGCUCUGUGUCUGGCGACGGGGAUAUUACCCUUCCCGGGGCGAUCUUGCGGGGGAAAAGGGUCGCGCUCCGUGGUGCUGGGCCGGGCAGCUGGCUCAUGAGGGAGUAUGCGAACGAGCUUGGUGGGAUGGUUGGUGUGACUGCUGGUUUGAAGGGCAAGGAAGUCAAGGUGAUUGCGAUGAAGGAUGUUGAGAAGGGAUGGAGCGAGGCAGGAUUGGGGAAGACGCGUGUUGUUUUCGUAAGCGAUGACCUCGUGAAGUCAUCUUGA
Messenger RNA from Colletotrichum godetiae, 942 nucleotides. Its product is annotated as quinone oxidoreductase. Gene Ontology annotation, cellular component: mitochondrion. Gene Ontology annotation, molecular function: oxidoreductase activity. The coding region runs from base 1 to 942 and encodes 313 amino acids. NCBI's taxonomy places the organism in Eukaryota, Fungi, Ascomycota, Sordariomycetes, Glomerellales, Glomerellaceae. The record is from RefSeq and is a predicted model, not a curated record. The transcript has a single exon.